GCUCUCAGUGGUUUUUAUAUUGGCAUUGCGCGCUUUUUAUCCUUAUAUCUGUUAAUUUAAUACGAAAUUGUUUUGUUUACCCCGGAAUAUUGUUGUUGUUUGUGCGGGAGCCGAAUGAGUCGCUCAUCGAGAUGUCUAAGAAAGCUUUUGCGCCAAGGAAACAGCUCACACUCAGUAGCUUUAUUGGUUUGGAUAAUAAUUCCCAAAGUCAAAAGAAAGUAAACAAUGCCAGGACCGUGCCCAGUGCCGUUUACAAUCCCAUCUUUCUGGACUCCUCAUCGUCUGAUGAGGAACCUUCUCAGAAAUCCAGUCAAUCGUCUGGGAAGGAAGCUGUGCCCCCUAAGAAGCACACCUAUCACAGCCUGUCGCAGUCGCCCCUAGCUCCGCCAGUUUCCAAGAAGAAGGAUUCCCCGAAAAAGCCCUCCCGGAGUCAAAUCUCUUCCCAGGAAAGUAUAAUACUUGAUGAUUCUCCAAAGAAACUGCCUCAAAAUGGAAGAAAGGACUCCAAAACUGAAAAGAUAUCGUUAAUAAGUUUUUUUGAUGAAACUCCAAAAAAAGAGCCACUAAAUGAGAGGAAGGACCACCCGAAGACUUUUUCCAUCUCGCCGUCUCCGGUAAAGAAGUAUUCCUUUGAAGAUUCGCCCAUUCAACAGAAUGGCGGUAAGCAUCCCUUACUUACCCUGCCAGAUUCACCUCCACCGCCUGUUAAAAACAAGGAUUUGUCCAAGGACCUGCCAAUAACUGAAAGAAAGCACACACUUAAGAGCCUGUUGGAUUCCCCUUCUCCACAGGACAAUAAAGCUAAGAUGACUGCCAUUCUGCUGGACACUCCUUCUCCUGGCCACAAACUUGGUUCGGCCAAAGAAAACAAUAGACCUUCAAUAUCAACUUCGCUCCCGCAGAAAUCUGCUCCCUCUUCUCCAACGCCGGCAGCGCCUUUGAAACCCCGCCUUAGUGUGGCCUUUGACAAUUCGCUGGCCGAUUACCUGCGGGAUCUGGCCCAGAACGACAACUUUGGCAUAGAUCCAAACCAGCAGAGCCCGGCUGCUCUGAAGACCACCCUGGGCUUCUUCCGCAGCACCUACGUUGAGUUGAUGGAGAAGUAUUGCGCUUUGAUUGACCAAAUUCCCGCCAUGCAUUUCAAUGAAAUCGCCGGUUUUCAGCCGAAUACCUUCCUCAAGCUAAAGGUGAUGCGCCAGAAGUUUAAGGCGCGGACACAGCUGCUUCAAAACACGCUGGACAGGAACGAGAGCCGGCUGAAGGCCGAGCAGGAGGCCCUGGAGUUAGAGGAAAUGGAGAUGCAGGCGGAGCAGAGUCGCCUGACGCCCAACAAUGUUCGGGUAACGUCCCUAAAUAAGCUCAUGCCAGGCUCUGAUCUAAAGGAAAGCAAGGAACUAAAAAUGCCCAAGCGGGAGGAGCUUCUCCAAAGCCUCUGCGGAGAACCAGAUGAUUACUCGCCUCCGUCCCGGAAGCAAAAUGAUCCGCCCAGAAAACGUGAUGAACUCAUACACGAUCUCUGCGGCGAGCCGGAUGAUUACAUUGGCCAGCCUUCCAAAACGAGUCAUGAUCCGCACAUGCUGAGGAAGCAAGAGGAACUCAUACACGAUCUUUGCGAGGAACCGGAAGACGACUACUUGGCCCAAAGCAUGCUGCUGGACGCUGACUUGGAGGAGGAACAGAUGAACAGGGCCACACAGCAGACCAACACAGCCAGCGAAAUGGACGAGAACGAUGAUGAUGACUUGGAGGGACUGCUGGCGGAGAUAGAGAACGAGCACCAGGAGUUGCAGGGUCGCAGGUCCGAGUUCAAUGGCUAUGGCUACAAGGACUUUGAGUCCGUAAAGGUCAAGGAGAAGCCCAAGGAGAUAACAAAAAAGACACCCACAAGUGGUGUCCCCUUAGACGAAGAUGGUUUCCCCGCCUACGAUGAGGCAAUGUUCGAGGAAAUGCACUCGCAGGCUGCCGCUAAUCUGACACACCUGAGUGAGGCACCCAGUGGCAGCCGCAGCAGUCCACCGGCCAAGCUGCCCACGGCCAAGGACUCGCAGAAGCUCUCGGGUAACUUCCAUUCGAAUGUCCACAAUGAUGGCACCACCGGGGAGUUUGAUGGACAGCGGUUUGAGCACUCCACCCGCCUCAUGCACGGCCUGAGCUAUAGCUUCGGCCUGAAGAGUUUCCGGCCCAAUCAGCUGCAGGUGAUCAAUGCCACGCUCUUGGGCAACGAUUGUUUCGUGCUGAUGCCCACGGGCGGCGGAAAGUCGCUGUGCUAUCAGCUGCCUGCCAUCCUCACAGAGGGCGUUACCAUUGUGAUAAGUCCUCUGAAGUCGCUGAUCUUCGAUCAGAUCAACAAGCUGGCCUCCUUGGACAUCUGUGCCAAAAGCUUGAGUGGGGAUCAGAAGAUGGCCGACGCCAUGGCCAUCUACAGGGAUCUGGAAUCACAGCCACCGAUGGUUAAGCUGCUGUACGUUACGCCCGAGAAGAUCAGCAGCUCGGCCCGCUUUCAGGACAUCCUGGACACACUCAGCUCAAAUAACUACAUCAGUCGAUUCGUCAUCGACGAGGCCCAUUGCGUCUCCCAGUGGGGACAUGACUUCCGUCCGGACUACAAGAAGUUGGGCAUCCUCAAGAAGCGUUACCCCAACGUGCCAACGAUCGCCUUGACGGCCACUGCCACGCCCAGAGUCCGCUUGGACAUUCUGGCACAGCUGAAUCUAAAGCACUGCAAGUGGUUCCUGUCCAGCUUCAACCGCAGCAAUCUGCGCUACAAGGUGCUGCCCAAAAAGGGCGCAUCCACGCUGGACGACAUUAGUGCCUAUAUUCGGACCAAGCCGGCACACUCGAGCGGGAUUAUCUACUGCAUGUCGCGCAAGGAGUGCGACGAUGUGGCCAAGAAGAUGUGCAAGGACGGCGUCCGGGCAGUGGCCUACCAUGCCGGUCUCAACGACACGGAGCGUGAGAGCCGUCAGAAGGAUUGGCUCACAGGCAAGGUGAAGGUGAUAUGUGCCACCAUAGCUUUUGGCAUGGGCAUUGACAAACCGGAUGUGCGCUUCGUUUUGCACUUUUCGCUGCCCAAGUCCAUCGAGGGUUACUACCAGGAGGCAGGUCGUGCGGGACGCGACGGCGAUGUGGCGGAUUGCAACCUGUACUACAACUACUCGGACAUGCUGAGGUUCAAGAAAAUGCUGGAUGCCGACAAAGCCCAGCCGUACAAUGUCAAGAAGAUGCACCUGGACAAUCUCUAUCGCAUUGUUGGUUACUGUGAGAACCUCACGGAUUGCCGGCGUGCCCAGCAGCUGGACUACUUCGGGGAGCACUUCACCAGCGAGCAGUGCCUGGAGAACAGGCAGACCGCCUGCGACAAUUGCCUCAAUAAGCGUGCCUACAAGGCCGUCGAUGCCUUGGAGUUUGCCCGGAAAGCGGCGCGAGCUGUCAAGGAUCUGUGCAGCGGCCGAUCCCGGUUCACGCUUCUACACAUCUCCGAUGUCCUCAAGGGCUCCAAGAUCAAGAAGAUCGUGGAUUUUAACCAUGACAAGACGCCGCAUCAUGGCGCCCUAAAAACUUGGGAGAAGAAUGAUAUCCAAAGACUUCUACGUAAAAUGGUUAUCGAUGGCUUCCUUAGGGAGGAUUUGAUAUUUACCAAUGAUUACCCGCAGGCCUACCUGUUUCUGGGCCUGAACAUCAGUAAACUGAUGGAGGGCACGCCCACCUUUGAGUUUACGGUGACCAAGAAGGAGGGCAAGGCCUCGGUGGGCAGCGUCUCGGAACCGGGAGCAGCCUCCAGCAGUGGUGGCGAUGGCAAGUCAGGUAUGCAGGAGAUCCAUGAGCGUUGCUACACGGAUCUCCUGGAUCUCUGUCGGACCAUUGCCAGCCAGCGGAAUGUGACCAUGGCCAGUAUCAUGAACAUUCAGGCCUUGAAGAGCAUGGCGGAGACGCUGCCGCUCACGGAGAAAGACAUGUGCAGUAUUCCCCACGUGACCAAGGCCAACUACGACAAGUAUGGUGCCAAGCUGCUCGAAAUAACCAGCAACUACGCCUCGGAGAAGUUGUUGAUGCAGUCUAUAAUGGACGAGGAGGCGGAGCAGGCAGCCUCCAAGAAGCCGCAAUCUUCCGGAUGGAAUAACAAUGACAGCGUUGACUGGGACAGGGCAGUGGCAUCGCAGGGUGGUGGCAACACCAGCGGCGGUAGCGGUGCCUUCAACUCCUACCGAGCGGGCAAAAGAAAGAAGAUAUAUAACAAAGGUGGCUCCUCCAAGAGGUACAAAUCGAAUGCAGCAUCGCCAGCGGCCAAGAGGAGUACCACCUCCACCCGGGGUGGUCGUGGAGGCAAGGCCGGUGCCAAGCGGGCAGAGAGCACAGCAGCUGCCUCAUCUUCCACAUCAUCGUCUGGCUGGAAAACGAAGAAGACGGGGGCAAGUAAGGGCUUCGAUUUGAUGCCGCUGCCAGGAUCAAAGUAACUUUACGUCGCUAUUAAGGGUUUAUCACUGCGAAUUUUUUACAUAAACUUUCAUUUUGUUAAACAAUAA
This is a messenger RNA of Drosophila kikkawai, 4523 nucleotides long. It is a transcript of the gene Blm, whose product is annotated as Bloom syndrome helicase. Gene Ontology annotation, biological process: DNA replication; double-strand break repair via homologous recombination. The record is from RefSeq and is a predicted model, not a curated record. Lineage: Eukaryota; Metazoa; Arthropoda; Insecta; Diptera; Drosophilidae. Gene Ontology annotation, cellular component: nucleus; chromosome; cytoplasm. Gene Ontology annotation, molecular function: ATP binding; nucleic acid binding; four-way junction helicase activity.